AUGGGCUUCGAAGACAAACGAGUCGCAAUCAUUGGCGGCGGCCUAGGAGGCAUGUCCUUCCUCAAUGCUGCACUGCACACCGGCCUGAAGAAAGUGCAAUUAUACGAGCAAGCAGCUCAGUUCGGUGAGGUCGGUGCCGGUGUAAACAUCACCUCAAACGCAAACCGCGUCUUGGACGCCUUCGGUUUGCAAGAGAGCAUGAUGCGCAAGUCCUCACGCAAGCUGCCCAGCUAUAUGGAGUACCACAACUACAAGACCGGCGACUACGUAGGUCACAUUGGCGAGUUCUCGCAGCCGCACGCCCGCCUGCUGCACCGCGCCCACCUACUAGACUCUCUCAAGGAGCGCGUACCCGAGUCAAGCCUGAACUUGGGCAAGCAUCUGGUAUCCGUCGACCGCAACGCGGCCGGUGCUGCACCGUACACACUUCAUUUCCAGGAUGGCAGCACCGCCGAGGCAGAUAUUGUGGUCGGCUGUGAUGGUAUCAAGUCUAAUGUGCGCCGGGAUAUGGGCCUGGGAGACGACCCUAUCUACUCUGGCCAGGUUGUAUAUCGCGGAUUCGUCGACUACAGGGACCUACCCGCUGAGACGGAACAGCUGCUGCGCAAGACUGUUAACUUCCGUGGGCCCAAACGCCAUGUCCUGAUCUUGCCUAUCGGUAACCAGGAGACGGGGACCGACCGUGCUGCCGUGAUCGGUUUUAUGUCUGAGCCACUUGAGGCUUGGGACUCGGAGAGCUGGAUGUCCCGCUCGGAUAUUGAUAGCCUGCAGGAGCACGUCCGCGACUGGUGCCCGGAGGUGCAGCAUAUCAUUGCCGGUCUGCGCAAGAGCUCCCAGGAUGGCAAGAUGCUCAAACAAGCGCUGUACGUGCGUGAUCCGAUCGAUAAGUGGUAUGAAAUGAAGAGUGGGCAGAAGGAUUCUGGUAUUAUUCUGCUUGGUGACUCGGCGCACUCGACUCUUCCUCAUCAAGGCCAAGGAACAUGCAUGGCAAUUGAAUCUGGCAUUGCCCUUGCGACAAUCCUCAGAUAUUGGAAGACAGAUGACCUAGAGGCUGCAUUCAAGUUCUACCAGGACCUGCGCAAGCCCCGGACAGACCUGGUCACAAAGACCAGUUACGAAGCUGGCAAGCUCGCUAGCUCAGAAUCUCCUGACCAGAUGUCUAACAACUUCAACCCGGAUGCGCUGAUGGAGCGGAUGAAGUGGAUUAUGGAGUACAACGUUCUAGAAGACUUGAAGAUCAAGGGCCAGGGAUUGUUGAAUUCGCAAGAUUCGCGCCUAUAA
Molecule: messenger RNA, 1281 nt
Organism: Penicillium mononematosum
Lineage: Eukaryota; Fungi; Ascomycota; Eurotiomycetes; Eurotiales; Aspergillaceae
Exons: 2
Coding region: 1-1281 (426 amino acids)
Molecular function (GO): monooxygenase activity; FAD binding
Source: RefSeq, a predicted model, not a curated record